AAUUAGAUGGGCUAAUAUAUGUCAACACUAGUUAAAGUGGUUAACACAUCAUAACUUGAAUUAUUUAUUUAUGGCGUUUAGUACUCGAGUAUAUAUCUAUUAGACUUUUCCAAGUCAAACAGUCAACCACUUGUGCCGCGUUUAAUCCUCAAACCCCUUUUAUAUUAAGAAUUGAUAUCGAAUUUAUUUAUAUGCAUAGCAAACGGGAAAAAGUGAGUACGACACAUAAAACAAAACAAAAAACACGAUGAUGGGCUUGAGAAGAACACCGUUGGUUUUAUACAUUCUCUUCGUCUUUCAUCUUCAUCACGAUUUCACUUCCGUUAGCUCACGGUCUUACUCACUUGAUACGAACAAAGAGAGUCUUCAUGUAAAUGAGUCAAAACCAGUUGUUGAUGUGUUUGAAGGAAAGGCUCGAGAGUUAGCUUUCGUUAUCAAAAGAAAAGGCAUUGGAGGAGCUGGUGGAGGCGGCGGUAGCACCACGAGUGGAGGAGAUGGGGGCAGCAGUGGUAGCAGCACGAGUGGAGGAGGUGGUGGCGGCCAUAGCAGCGUGGAAGGAGGAGGUGUAAGCGGUCAAAGCUGGUCAAACGGCGGAGGACGUUUUGGUUCGAGUUAUGCUGGUCGUAACGGUACUCGUGGAUUGCAUCGUUCAAGCGGCAGACAGAAUAUUCGAGGGGCAGUAUGUGCGGCCGGUUGGUUGGGUUUAUCAAUUUUAUUAAUAUUGGCUUAGAAAGAUUUAUGUAUUGGUUCACCAUUUUAAUUUGGGGUGCAUAUGUGUUGAAGUAUCCGGUCUGGUUUGGUCUGAGAUUGAUUGGGGCUAAUGGUCAGUUGUUGUGUUUCGGUUGUUUACUAUGCUGUAUGCACGGUUUGUACAUUGUAAAUUAUAUUCAGUUAGUAUAUUUGUGAAAUUUCGUAAAGCUGAAAUUAAACAUUCUGAACACUAAGGCUUUGACUAUAUCAUAUGUCACAUUUAUAGUAAAUAAUCAAGGAGAAAAAUUACAUACACAAAUUUACUAUAUUUCAAACCAUAGUAAAUAUAAUUAUCCUCUCUCCCAUUUUUAUUUUCCUUAAGUUUGCGAUUAUAUAUUAAUUAAAAUUUCCACCAUACAUGUCACAUGUUUAUAGAUUUCCAAUGUAUUUGUAAAAAAAGUUUUUAAGAUAAGGAUCAUUUUAAGUUUCUAUGUAAAGAGUAAAAAGAAAAAUAUACUAUUAAACAAAGGUAAGUGAUAUGGAGAGUGUUGUAAUGUGGGAUUUGUCCUAAUAUAUUUUGUCCUAAUAUAUAAUGUAAUUAAUCAAACUAUACACUAUGACAAUUUUUGUCCUAAUAUACUUCAAAAUAUAUAAACACUGUCGUGCCAAGGAGUCAAACUUUUCUCAUCUCAUUUUUCUUCUCUCCUAUCUAAAUUUUAUUUGCAGUCGUCAGACAAAAUAUUACACCCACAAAUUUAACUUUUAUUUAAAAAAAAAAUAGCGUCACUUAUAAACUUUAUACUAUGGUUUAGGAGCAGCUUCUUAAUGAGACACUGAAACUACGACGAAACGGCAACCACUUCUCACGCGUCCUCCUUUCUUUUUUUUUUGUAAUACUCCUAGUACAUAGAGUAAAGAAUGUAAGCCAAUUUAUAUAAAUAGAAAGCAAAAGGGAAAAUGCUAGAAGACACAGAAACCAAACAACACCAACAAAAAAUGGCUUUCAGAAGAACAUCUUUGGUUUUGUAUACUCUCUUCAUCUUUUAUCUUCAACACAAUUUGCUUUCCGUGAGCUCACGACCUCACUCAGCUGAUACGAACCACGAGACUCUUCCUUUUUAUCCCUCAGAGACGGAUGUUGUUGGGUUUGAAGGAAAGACUCGUGAGUUAGCUGUUGUUAUCAAAAAAUCAUUUGGUGGAGGACGUGGCGGCGGCAGUGGCAGCAGGGGAGGAGGAGUUGGAGGUCGAAGCCGAUCACGUGGCGUGGCAGGUGUGAUUUAUCCGGCCAGAUCGCAUUUUCAUCGUUCAAGCGGUAGCAUGAACCUUCGAGGGGCAGUGUGUGCGGUCGGCUGGUUGUGUUUAUCGGUGUUAGCCGGUUUAUUCUUGAUUUAGUCUGAACUUGAUAUAUGUACGUAGGUCUAGAUGGAACUAUGGCGUAUGUAAAGUGUCGAUCAUAUUCACUUAGAAGAAGUGUUUUCACCA
This is a messenger RNA of Brassica rapa (field mustard), 2172 nucleotides long. Its product is annotated as loricrin. The record is from RefSeq and is a predicted model, not a curated record. NCBI's taxonomy places the organism in Eukaryota, Viridiplantae, Streptophyta, Magnoliopsida, Brassicales, Brassicaceae.